AUGGCUUCAAAAAGUGGCUUCGAUGUGCAGCAGCUGCUGGAACAGCUACACACGUCCUUCGAGCCCAAUGCGAUGCUUCGAGGCGCACAGCUCACCUUCGUUGGUGCAAACCGGGCACUACAGAACCCAGGCCUCUUCACGUCCUCCCAUUACCGACAAGCUGCCCUUGCCGUGGUCGCCGGUCUUGCUAUCCGUCUAAUCGUCACCCUCCCUACCUUUGGCAUACGCAUGCUCAUUCGCUUCAUCGGCCUUUUCACGGAUUUGGAGCACUCAGCCUGGGACGAAGAUGUGGUCGAAGGCAUUGAGUUCAUAGAGCACUCUGUUCUGCAGGUGCCGUUCUUCUUGAUGAGCUUCAUACGGUAUCUGAGCCCUGCCAUGGACGAAAUGUUCAUGAACAGCUUGGCUUGGGUAGACCAGACGUACGUCCAGAAGCACAAACAGGACGAUCCGAAUCAGCUACGUGCUAUGUACUACCCAAGUCUGCACAUGUACAACCAGCAAGGAGCACAGCAUCAAGGCAAAGACCCGCAUCAGAAGAAAGAUCCGUACCAAGCAGUUGCAGCAUUUUUGCAACGAUUUGGAAGGAAGGCAGCAUUGUCUUUGGGCAUCUACCUGUUGUCUUUCCUGCCAUAUGUUGGACGAUUUGUCUUGCCUGCAGCGAGUUUCUAUACGUUCAACAAGGCCGUUGGCUUCACGCCGGCCAUUAUCGUCUUCAGCACUGGCCUCUUCUUGCCCAAGAGGUACCUGGUCCACUUCUUGCAAAGCUACUUCUCGAGUCGGAGCCUGAUGCGUGAGCUGCUCGACCCUUACUUCUCCCGCAUACGAUACAACCCUCAGCAAAGACGGGCCUGGUUCCAAGAUCGUGAGGGCGUCCUAUAUGGCUUCGCUCUUACAUUCUACAUGUUCUUACGGAUACCGCUCUGUGGUGUCUUGAUCUACGGCAUUGCAGAAGCCAGCACGGCAUACCUCAUCACGAAGAUCACUGAGCCACCUCCAAAUCCGCAGGACGCGAAGGCAGUCGAACAAUUCAAGAGCGAGGACGUGAGGUGGGAGAACAAGCAGAAGUUCUUGAGCUUGCCUAUGGACGCACUUGACCGCAUGAAUGUUAGGGCGAAGAGUCGAGAGGAGGAGCGACCAGACAACGUUGGAGACAUGAAGGGACGAAAAUUCACAUAG
Molecule: messenger RNA, 1176 nt
Organism: Recurvomyces mirabilis
Lineage: Eukaryota; Fungi; Ascomycota; Dothideomycetes; Mycosphaerellales; Teratosphaeriaceae
Exons: 2
Coding region: 1-1176 (391 amino acids)
Source: RefSeq, a predicted model, not a curated record